UCGGCGGCGAUGGAAGAACUUACGGCGUUCGUCUCUAAGUCUUUUGACCAGAAAGUGAAGGAGAAGAAGGAGGCGAUCACGUACCGAGAGGUGCUGGAGAGCGGGCCGCUGCGCGGGACCAAGGAGCCGACGGGCUGCGCCGAGCCGGGCCGCGACGACCGCAGCAGCCCGGCAGUCCGGGCGGCCAGCGGAGGCGGCGGCGGAGGCGGCGGCGGAGGCGGAGGCGGAGGCGGAGGAGGCGGAGGAGGUGCAGGAGGAGGAGGAGCAGGCGGAGGAGCUGGAGGAGGGCGCUCUCCCGUCCGGGAGCUGGACAUGGGCGCCGCUGAGAGAAGCAGGGAGCCUGGCAGCCCGCGGCUCACGGAGGUGUCCCCAGAGCUGAAGGAUCGCAAGGAGGAUGCAAAAGGGAUGGAGGACGAAGGCCAGACCAAAAUCAAGCAAAGGCGAAGUCGGACCAAUUUCACUCUGGAACAACUCAACGAACUGGAGAGGCUUUUCGAUGAGACCCACUACCCAGACGCUUUCAUGCGCGAGGAACUGAGCCAAAGGCUGGGACUGUCCGAAGCCCGAGUGCAGGUUUGGUUUCAAAAUCGAAGAGCAAAAUGUAGAAAACAAGAAAAUCAACUCCAUAAAGGUGUUCUCAUAGGGGCUGCCAGCCAGUUUGAAGCUUGUAGAGUUGCACCCUAUGUCAACGUAGGUGCUUUAAGGAUGCCAUUUCAGCAGGAUAGUCAUUGCAACGUGACGCCCUUGUCCUUUCAGGUUCAGGCGCAGCUGCAGCUGGACAGCGCCGUGGCGCACGCGCACCACCACCUGCACCCGCACCUGGCCGCGCACGCGCCCUAUAUGAUGUUCCCGGCGCCGCCCUUCGGACUGCCGCUGGCCACCCUGGCGGCGGACUCAGCCUCCGCCGCCUCUGUGGUGGCUGCGGCCGCCGCAGCCAAGACCACCAGCAAGAACUCCAGCAUCGCGGAUCUCAGACUGAAAGCCAAAAAGCACGCUGCCGCCCUGGGUCUGUGACGCCAACGCCAGCGCCGA
Molecule: messenger RNA, 1032 nt
Organism: Enhydra lutris kenyoni (northern sea otter)
Lineage: Eukaryota; Metazoa; Chordata; Mammalia; Carnivora; Mustelidae
Gene: SHOX2
Product: short stature homeobox 2
Exons: 5
Coding region: 10-1014 (334 amino acids)
Biological process (GO): regulation of transcription by RNA polymerase II
Cellular component (GO): nucleus
Molecular function (GO): DNA-binding transcription factor activity, RNA polymerase II-specific; sequence-specific double-stranded DNA binding
Source: RefSeq, a predicted model, not a curated record